Messenger RNA from Penicillium odoratum, 894 nucleotides. RefSeq lists its product as uncharacterized. NCBI's taxonomy places the organism in Eukaryota, Fungi, Ascomycota, Eurotiomycetes, Eurotiales, Aspergillaceae. Bases 1 to 894 code for a protein of 297 amino acids. The transcript has 2 exons. The record is from RefSeq and is a predicted model, not a curated record.
AUGUCCGAUUCCAACGCAAUUAUCGCAAGAUUUCUAGAGUGGCAAAGUUCUCAAGCUUCACCUACCCCUACCCUUACCUCUACCCCUGCCCCUACGCCUAUUCGUACGCCUGCGCAGGUCAAUACUCAGGCCCUUCAGCUGACAGGGUAUGAAGCUGCUACAAGGUCUUACGGGGCUGGGUCCCAGGCGAGAAACCAGCAAAUUGGUCGAGCUCCGGCGCCAGCGCCUACCCCACCACAAAUCAAGUUGGUAACAUAUGUCUAUCUUUGGGAGCGUGGUGGACCAAUUACGCAAAUUAGAGAGGUCGUUUUGAACCCCGACUUUCCUCCCGAAUUCAUCGUCCAAAAUACACGUCAAUUUGUCGAAUUCGACAUAUUGACCCCCACCAAUGUCGCGCUGCUGGAGAGGAAGGGGUAUAACCCGACUUUGGAUGAAUUCGACGGGUAUUUACUUGCGAGGGACGUCAAAACGGCCAAUAACCGAGAUCCUACAGCAUUUAUGGUUGAAUGUCGCCCAAAUACGCCCCUCCAGGAGUUUUGUGACCAUGAUUUGGGCCUUGUUAAAGGAUUUAAGGACCGUUGGACCCUUCAUGUGAUAAUAUCACAGCAUUCAGAUACUACUCUUACCGCCCCGGUAGCCCCCGCAGCCCUUACAGCCCCAGUAGCCCCCAUAGCCCCAGCAGCCCCCGUAGCCCCAGUGGUUACUGAGCUCUACGAAGACCGUCUCUGGUCAUCUCCGCCUGCCUACAGCGAUACCGAGAACCUCGAGAUCCCCGAUCUUGCCCCUGAGGCCCCUACAGCAGCGCCAGCAGGGCGUCCAACACGGUCAAGAAGAAGAAGGAGAGAUACCCCUGAGCUUGUAAGCCAGCGUACCAGUAGACGCAGGCGCUUUUGA